ACCGCAUUUGUUUCUCUCCUUCUUUUCUGUGAUUGGAUAAUUUUAGUGACGUCUUUUCUGUUAUUAUUUGCUGCUGUUUUUUAUUAGGUUUCUUUAUUGGUUCGCCUGACCAUCUGGGAGGAUCUGGAUGUCCAAUCAGGAGCCGCGAUGCAGAAUUUAAAUGGAAUUGGUGUGCAUGUUUCGGAAGGGCGGUGGAGUUGUGGCUAGCUUCACCGUACCUCAUUUGUGCUGUGGUUUUCUUUUGAGUACUGUAAUCGAACAAACUGAGAUGAGUUAAUUUAAUCGAGAGAAGAGGGAGUUAGUGAUGUCACGUGACGUACAUUUCCCCAACACGUAGGUGUACCUAUGUUUAACUCACUAGUUUAGGAGCGGGUGCUGUUUGUGUAUUUAUGUUUCAGCUAGGGUAGUUUAUUAUUUGUUUUCUUUCUUUUCAGUUAGGUUAGAGGAAAAGGGGGAUUUCAGUUAGUAUUGUAUGUUUUGUUAAUUUCUUUUAUUUAGCACCGCUCGUUUCUUUUUCUUCUCUCUGUUUGUUUCCGUUUGUACAACCUGUAUAUAUGUAUAUAUAUAUUGACUCACUCACGAUCAGAUUGCUUUUGGCAAGAGCCAGUUAAUAAAGCGAACCGCGAGGUUUGUAGUAAAAAUCUCGGAUUGUUUUGGUUUCUUUCUUCUUCCCCGUUCUCGGAUGUUAUUCAAAAGGUUUAUUUCUCCCGGUUAUGUGCGUCCUUAUUUUCCCUAGACCAUCACACCAAUAGGGGGCGUAACAUAAAUGGGGGCUCGUCCGGGAUACAUGUCCAUGUCCGGUUGCUUGGGAGGUCCUUCCUGUUUACUCUGAGGACGGUGUUGGAUUGAAUUGAAACGUGGAUCGUGUUUGUUGGGCCUGGUGUUGUGGCUGCAUCUUUGAAUACUGUACCGGCCAAGAUCAAUGGGGAACGGUUUAGAGAAAAACGUGAGUGUUUUUAUUGCCAUAAAGUAGGUCAUGUCAUUGCUGACUGUAUGGUAUUAAAGAGAAAAUCAAAUCCGGUUAAAACGCAGUCAGUAGGUCUUAUCAAAACUUCUUUAGUACAGGCUGAUUCAGGGUAUGAACCAUUUUUGUUAGAUGGUUUUGUGUCUUUCAGUGGUCAACUUGAGGACCGAGUUGCAGUGAGAGUGUUGAGGGACACUGGUGCUGCUCGCUCGUUGAUACGCGGUGAUGUUUUGCCUUUCUCCAAGGAGUCUGGUUUGGAUUCCAGCAUUUUAGUGCAAGCAGAAUUGACUCAGAGAUUUCCAGAAGUUUUCCCAGCGUGUGUCCUGACUCGGUCUCAGACGAAGAGGAUGGGAACGGAGUUUACACUAGAUGACACCUUCAUGUGCACUGAUCAUCCAGUUCAAGUUGAUGUGGAGUCUGUCAGUGUCAAAGAGCAUCCAUGCCAGGAGUCAGAAUCAGAACAGAGGUGGAUGCUAGUGCCGUUGGAGCUGGUGCUGUGCUCUUACAGGAAGAUAAAGAAGCAUUUCGAAGUUUAUGUGGGGUCUACCCCAUAUCAAGUGAUAGUGUAUACAGAUCACAAUCCCCUUACCUUCUUGUGUCGAAUGUACAACCACAAUCAGCGGCUUAUGCGUUGGGCUUUAAUUGUCCAAGAUUACAACCUGGAAAUUCGGCACAAGAGAGGCACAGAUAACGUGGUAGCUGAUGCUCUUUCUAGAGUUUAACAAGUUUCUUUAUUGGUUCGCCUGACCAUCUGGGAGGAUCUGGAUGUCCAAUCAGGAGCCGCGAUGCAGAAUUUAAAUGGAAUUGGUGUGCAUGUUUCGGAAGGGCGGUGGAGUUGUGGCUAGCUUCACCGUACCUCAUUUGUGCUGUGGUUUUCUUUUGAGUACUGUAAUCGAACAAACUGAGAUGAGUUAAUUUAAUCGAGAGAAGAGGGAGUUAGUGAUGUCACGUGACGUACAUUUCCCCAACACGUAGGUGUACCUAUGUUUAACUCACUAGUUUAGGAGCGGGUGCUGUUUGUGUAUUUAUGUUUCAGCUAGGGUAGUUUAUUAUUUGUUUUCUUUCUUUUCAGUUAGGUUAGAGGAAAAGGGGGAUUUCAGUUAGUAUUGUAUGUUUUGUUAAUUUCUUUUAUUUAGCACCGCUCGUUUCUUUUUCUUCUCUCUGUUUGUUUCCGUUUGUACAACCUGUAUAUAUGUAUAUAUAUAUUGACUCACUCACGAUCAGAUUGCUUUUGGCAAGAGCCAGUUAAUAAAGCGAACCGCGAGGUUUGUAGUAAAAAUC
Molecule: messenger RNA, 2245 nt
Organism: Puntigrus tetrazona (Sumatra barb)
Lineage: Eukaryota; Metazoa; Chordata; Actinopteri; Cypriniformes; Cyprinidae
Exons: 6
Coding region: 994-1686 (230 amino acids)
Source: RefSeq, a predicted model, not a curated record